Messenger RNA from Xiphophorus hellerii (green swordtail), 1756 nucleotides. RefSeq names its product trace amine-associated receptor 13c-like. Bases 21 to 989 code for a protein of 322 amino acids. The record is from RefSeq and is a predicted model, not a curated record. Gene Ontology annotation, molecular function: trace-amine receptor activity. Lineage: Eukaryota; Metazoa; Chordata; Actinopteri; Cyprinodontiformes; Poeciliidae. The transcript is spliced from 2 exons. Gene Ontology annotation, cellular component: membrane. Gene Ontology annotation, biological process: G protein-coupled receptor signaling pathway.
UUCCUUUGUAUUUCUGGAAAAUGCUAACUGUUGAAGAAAAUGAACUGUGCUAUCCACACCUCAACUCAUCCUGCAGGAAGGCCACACAUCCUCUCUCUCUGUCCAUGCUUAUUUAUGUUGCACUAUCCUUGCUCGCUCUUCUUACUGUGAUUUUUAACCUACUGGUCAUCAUUUCUGUCUGCCACUUUAAGAGGCUCCACAGCCCCACCAACAUCCUGCUGCUCUCUCUGGCUGUCUCAGACUGCCUGGUGGGAUUCCUCAUUUCAUUCCAGAUAGAGCUGAUAGAUGGCUGCUGGUAUCUUGGGGACAUCAUGUGUGCCCUCUACUUUGUGUCAGACUAUGCUAUUACAUCCGCCUCAGUGGGAACCAUGGUGCUUAUUUCUGUUGACCGUUAUGUGGCCAUCUGUCACCCACUGCAUUACUCCAGUAAAGUCACAGCAGAGAGAGCAAAAAUUUGUGCUGUCAUUUGUUGGAUUUCUUCUGUUCUGUUUCACAGCUUCCUGCUGAGAAGUAACCUGCAAAAACCAGGCAGAUACAACUCCUGCUCUGGAGAGUGUGUAGUUGGUGUUGAUUAUGUUGGAGAAAUUCUUGACCUCCUGCUGUCCUUCGUCGGUCCUGUCACUGUGAUCAUUAUUCUGUAUGUGAGAGUGUUUGUAGUGGUUGUGUCUCAGGCUCGAGCCAUGCAGUCUCACGUUGCAGCGGUCUCUGUGAGCGUCACAGCUAAGAAAUCUGAAAUCAAAGCAGCUGUUAUCCUUGGUGUUGUCGUAGUUGUGUUUCUAAUAUGCACCUGCCCAUAUUACUGUGUCGCACUCAUAGCUGAGGAUGCUGGGGUCAGUGCUUCAUCUGUAGCCUUCCUUCUGUUUUAUUUUAAUUCCACCCUGAACCCUCUGAUCUACGCCCUGUUUUAUCCCUGGUUUAGGAAAUCAGUUAAACUCAUUCUUACACUGCAGGUCCUGAAAACUGGUUCCUCUAACACUAAUGUGGUUUGAAGCACAAUGAGAUACAGAUUUAAAUGUACAAAGAUGCAGGUACAGAGGAACUCUUCCUGAUAUUGAUAUUUCCUACUAAAGGCCCAAUAAAAUAAUAAGUUUAAUAAAAGUGUGUGCUUCCAUCAGAGAUUUUGUUUUUUACCAACUAACUGAACAUAGAUUAACCAAUUUCAGAAAAAUAUGACCUGAACUCUACAAGAAUAAAAGUCAAUAUCCAAAUCCCAAAAUAUCCUAACCACUCCCACAAAACCUGUCUUCACCAGAUCAAGGUGUUACAAAACAAGUUGGAGAUAUAAGGAAUAAACUUAUUCAUGAACUUGCACAAAUUUGAUACAAGGUCACUGGUAAAGCAGAUGUGAUUAAAUGCAGUUUUGAACUGAAAUGUUGACAAAUCAGUUUUCUCAUGUAAGUAGCAGGUUUUUAGGGAAAAUCUGAGGUGUGUGUGAUGUGAUAAAUGUUGAAAGAGUGUUAAGGUCCUUUUCAGUACAGAUCAGCUUCACCAGCUGACAAAUAACCCACACAUGGCAUGUUGGUUGAAUGUAGUGCUGACUGACUGUGCAGUUUUAUGUGCACAAAUACUGUAUAUGCCUCCAAGUGUUCAUCCACCGCACAGGUCUGUUAAUAAAUUGUCAACCUAGUUAUAGUGUCUAUUAUGGCUAGUUUUAGUUAACCACACUGUAAAUGUUAUGGUUACAAAUUGUUUUGAACUUUAUUAGCUGUUAACAAAAUCAUUCGUGAAAUGUAAAAAGAAAAGAAACAGAACUACA